This is a messenger RNA of Emiliania huxleyi CCMP1516, 819 nucleotides long. RefSeq lists its product as hypothetical. The transcript has a single exon. NCBI's taxonomy places the organism in Eukaryota, Haptophyta, Isochrysidales, Noelaerhabdaceae. The record is from RefSeq and is a predicted model, not a curated record. Bases 1 to 819 code for a protein of 272 amino acids.
AUGGCUCAUCGUGUAGUCGGUUGCUCGGAGUCAGCUCUACAGCAGCUGAGCGCGGUCGACCUCAACGCCUUUCUCAGCACGGGCUUCCGCGCUGCUGACCCAACGUUGCAGGACCACUGCGUGGCAGUGAUGCGUGGGCUUGGUGCGGCAGAUGCCCAAUUCAUGCAGGAUGUUUUCUUGUGGCGCAAUUUUUUCGCGCACAUGACACUGCGUGGCGAAAAGGGGUUCUACGUCGACAGCGGAGCCAAUGAGCCACGCAACAUCUCCAACACGUUCUUUUUCGACCGCUGUCUUGGAUGGCCAGGUCUGUGCGUUGAACCGAAUGAGGAAUAUCACGCCGCAAUCGCCACACAGCGCUCGUGCACACUCAUCAAAGAGUGCAUCACAGCCAAGCCAAGCAGGCUCCACAUGCAACUAAAGGCUGGGCUGUCGAAGGUCACACGCAACAAAAGGGCGAAACCAGUACAUUGCAACCCGCUUGAGAGCAUGCUCCACCGCGCACCCGGGUGGACGGGACAGGUUUCGCUUUGGAGCUUGGACGUUGAGGGUCACGAGAUGGUUGUGCUGAAUGGCACACGCUUUGACAUCACACCGACGGACGUUCUGCUGGUGGAGGACAACAAUAUCGCGUCCCGGCCCCUCGACCGACUGAUGGCGCAGAAGGGCUUUCUCAAGGCGGCGCAACUGCCUAUUGACUCUGUCUACGUCGCACGGCGGCGCGACGUCUGCUGGCCGGAGUCCUACUGGGAAAUUCCAGAAGAGGCAAUCCGAUGGGAGAAGCAGAGCAGACAUGACGCCAAAAAGAAGUACUUUUGGUGA